AGAAUAUGAGGACAUCAUGACAAGUUGGUGGUUGACCAAGUUUGUCCCAUCCAUCCAUACUGUUGUGUUCCUUGUGGCUCUUCCUCUCAAUCUCAUGGCGAUCGUCAUGUUCCUGGUGAAGAUGAAGGUCAGGAAGGCGGCAGUGGUCUACAUGCUGAACCUCGCCACCGCAGAUGUCCUCUUCGUUUGCAUCCUGCCUUUCCGCAUAGUCUACCGAUUCAUGGGAAACAAUUGGCUCAUCGGAGAAGGAAUGUGUCGCUUUGUCAUGUCAUCAUUUUACUGCAACAAGUACUGCUCCAUCCUGUUCAUGACCAGUAUCAGCGUGGACCGUUUCCUGGCCGUGGUCUAUCCCAUUCGAUCUAUUUCCUGGCGCAGAGUAAACCGGGCCUGGCUGGUGUGCGGCAUCAUCUGGGUCAUCUCGUUGGCCAGCACCAUUCCUCUUCUCAUACCGAGGCUUACCUUCUCAAUUACUGCACUCAACAUCACGACUUGCUUCGACGUGCAGGACUCUAAAGUGUUUGAAGGCUUUAGUUUUUACUACUUCAUUUCCUAUCGCAUCGUUUUCUUUAUCAUCCCUUUGUUCGUUAUAACCUUAUGUUACAUCGGAACCAUCUGCAGCCUCUGUGGGGGAAACGUUGCCCGCACGCAUUGGAGAUCUCGAGCCGUCUACCUGACCGCCGUCGUACUUUUUGUGUUCGUUCUGUCCUUUGGCCCAACCAAUGUCAUCUUUUUAACGUACUACCUGCAGAUGUACAAAUACGGCGACGCCACUCUGAAUUUCGCCUACAUGCUUUCGGCGAGUAUGAGCAGCAUCAGGUGUUGUCUCAAUCCUAUCAUCUACUUUUAUGCAUCUUUCCAAUAUCAGACGUACAUGUCCAGCUUGCUGUGUGGUAAGAAAACAGUCAGGAACAGGAGGACUAGGGGUAAGCCGGUGUUAUCCUGA
Molecule: messenger RNA, 943 nt
Organism: Nanorana parkeri
Lineage: Eukaryota; Metazoa; Chordata; Amphibia; Anura; Dicroglossidae
Product: proteinase-activated receptor 1-like
Exons: 1
Coding region: 17-943 (308 amino acids)
Biological process (GO): positive regulation of blood coagulation; phospholipase C-activating G protein-coupled receptor signaling pathway; blood coagulation
Cellular component (GO): membrane
Molecular function (GO): thrombin-activated receptor activity
Source: RefSeq, a predicted model, not a curated record